AUGACGGUGCAGCGCGACGAGCGCGAUGCGCGCGCGCCGCGAACCCGCUUCAUGAUCACCGACAUCUUGCACGAUGCGGCGCCCAGGGAUCUCAGCGCACACAGAGAUUCCGACUCGGAUAGGUCGGCGACCGAUUCGCCAGGUGUCAAAGAUGACUCUGACGAUGUGUCCAGUAAAAGCUGUGGUGGGGAUUCCUCGGGGCUGGCGAAGAAGCAGCGAAAAGCGAGAACAGCCUUCACGGACCACCAGUUGCAGACUCUUGAAAAGUCCUUCGAGAGACAAAAAUACCUCAGUGUGCAAGAUCGCAUGGAACUGGCCGCGAAACUUGGCUUGACAGACACGCAAGUGAAAACCUGGUAUCAGAAUCGAAGGACGAAAUGGAAAAGGCAAACAGCGGUAGGAUUAGAACUGUUGGCGGAGGCUGGCAACUACGCUGCUUUCCAGCGUUUGUACGGAGGGUACUGGGCGGGGGUGCCCGCGUACCCGGCGCAGCCCGCGCCGGCCGCCGCGGACCUGUACUACCGGCAGGCCGCCGCCACCGCCGCCGCUGCUGCCUCUGCCACGGCGAACACCCUGCAGAAACCAUUGCCAUAUCGGUUAUACCCAGGUGCGCCAUUAGGUGGCGUGCCUCCUCUAGGGCUUGGCCUACCAGGGCCCUCGGCGCAUCUCGGUUCCCUCGGGGCUCCCGCGCUGGGCGCUCUAGGAUACUAUGCGCAAGCGCGCCGCACGCCUUCUCCAGACCUCGACCCUGGCAGUCCAGCGCCGCCACCGCGCUCUCCCAGAGAACCUUCCCUAGAAAGACGCUCUGAUGACGAAGAAGACGACGAACCUAUACAUGUAUAAUCCAGUGAUCUUGAGGUAUAUUAAUAAGAUAAUAGACAAACCAGUGAUUGUGACGGAAAUAUAAACAAUAAAAGUGAAUGAUAGAGAUGACUAUUUAAAGUGACGCUUGUGAAAGUAAUAAAAUGAAUAAUAGUGAUCAUACAGCUUCAUUUGCAGGGACAAAAUUAAGAAGCCAUAAUUUUUGGUAAACCUGAUUUACAUUA
Molecule: messenger RNA, 1046 nt
Organism: Amyelois transitella
Lineage: Eukaryota; Metazoa; Arthropoda; Insecta; Lepidoptera; Pyralidae
Product: homeobox protein B-H1
Exons: 4
Coding region: 1-843 (280 amino acids)
Biological process (GO): regulation of DNA-templated transcription
Molecular function (GO): DNA binding; DNA-binding transcription factor activity, RNA polymerase II-specific
Source: RefSeq, a predicted model, not a curated record